Molecule: messenger RNA, 1437 nt
Organism: Trichechus manatus latirostris (Florida manatee)
Lineage: Eukaryota; Metazoa; Chordata; Mammalia; Sirenia; Trichechidae
Product: leukocyte immunoglobulin-like receptor subfamily A member 6
Biological process (GO): cytokine-mediated signaling pathway
Cellular component (GO): plasma membrane
Molecular function (GO): inhibitory MHC class I receptor activity
Source: RefSeq, a predicted model, not a curated record
AUGAGAGGUGAAGGAAUGAAAGGGGGAAAUUUGGGGACUUCAGCCACUGAUUCCCUCCCAGGGACUCCCCAUAUCACUGUCUGGGCUGAGUCAGGCUGAGUGAUAACUUUUGGGGAGACAGUUACCAUCUGCUCGGGUUCCCUGGAGACCGAGGAGCACCAUCUGGAUGGAGAUGGAAGGCCAUCACACUGGGACACUGAGAAACCACCGAGGCCCAGGAACAAGGCCAUGUUCUCCAUCCUAUUCUUGGGAAAGGAGUCUGCCAGCCAGUAUCACUGUUACCAUCACAGCCACAGAGCCCUAGUGGCACAGUGGUUAAGAGCUUGGCUGCUAACCAGAAGAUGGCUCCCACUUAAAACAGCUGCCCUUUCUCUCCUAAGACCUGACUAUAAACCCACCGUCUCAGCCCUGUCAAGCCCUGUAGUGACACCAGGAGGGAAGGUGACCCUCCAGUGUGGCUCAUGGCAGGGAGAUGACAGGUUCAAUAAGUCUCAGGAAGAACACAAGUGCUCUUGGACCCUGGACUCACAGAAAAACCCCAGUGGGCAGUACCAGAACCUGUUCCUUGUAGGACCUGUGACCACCAGCCACAGGUGGACAUUCAGAUGCUACCACUGUUACAAUGCCACCCCGUAUGUGUGGUCACACCCCAGUGACACCCUGGAGGUCCUGGUCUCAGGGACAUCCAGGAAGCCCUCCCUCCUAACCCAGCAGGGCCUCAUCAUGGCCUCCAGAGAAAGCCUGACUCAGUGUCACGCUGAUGUCGGUUAUGACAGGUUUGCUCUGUCCAAGGAGGAGAAACGUGACCUCCCUCAGUGCCUUGGCUGGAAGCCCCAGGCUGGGCUCUCUCAGGUCAACUCCCCACUGGGUGGUGUGAACCCUACCCACAGGGCUAACAAAUGUUAAGGUGGAUACACCCUCUCCCAAGAGUGGUCAGCCCCCAGUGACCCCCUGGACAUCCUGGUCCCAGGAGAGCUACCUUGCACGCCCUCACUCUGGGCACAGCAAGGCCCCACUGUAGUCCCUGAAAAGAACGGGACCCUGCGGUGUGAGUCUCUGAGCCACCUGAACACUUUUCUUCUUUCCAAGGAGGGGUGAGCAAACUCCCCCACCCCAAGUCUGAGAACACAGCACCAAGCUAUGCUGUACUAGGCCACCUUCACCAUGAGCCCUGUGUCCUCAGACCAUGGGGAGACCUACAGGUGCUAUAAUUAAAGCACCUUCCCUUACCUGUUAUCAAAACCCAGUCACACCCUGGAGCUGGUGGUCUCAGGUGAAGAACCCCUGACCCUGUCCCCUCUGUGUCCUGAUGGUCAGUUCAUGGAUGAAUUUGGAAGGUAUUAUGCUGAGUGAAAUUAGUCAGUCACAAAAGGAAAAAUAUUGUAUGAGACCACUAUUGUAAGAACAAAGAAAAGUUUAAACACAGAAAAAAAGCAU